Molecule: messenger RNA, 710 nt
Organism: Trichechus manatus latirostris (Florida manatee)
Lineage: Eukaryota; Metazoa; Chordata; Mammalia; Sirenia; Trichechidae
Gene: FXYD7
Product: FXYD domain containing ion transport regulator 7
Exons: 6
Coding region: 86-328 (80 amino acids)
Biological process (GO): regulation of sodium ion transmembrane transporter activity
Cellular component (GO): membrane
Molecular function (GO): sodium channel regulator activity
Source: RefSeq, a predicted model, not a curated record
CCCCACCGCAGUCCGUCCGGCUACCAGCUGCUGCAGCCGCUCCUUCACCGCCUAGACAUCCAGCAGCCCCCUGCUCCAGCCCAGCAUGGUGACCCCGACCCAGGCCCCCACAAAGGUGCCUCAGGAACCUGACCCAUUUUACUAUGACUAUGACACUGUACAGACUGUGGGCAUGACUCUGGCUACCAUCUUGUUCUUGCUGGGAAUCAUCAUCAUCGUCAGCAAGAAGAUGAAGUGCAGGAAGGCGGACUCCAGGUCUGAGAGCCCAACAUGCAAAUCCUGUAAGUCGGAGCUUCCCUCUUCAGCCCCUGGCGGCGGCGGCGUCUAAGAUCAGCCUCUGGCACCUCCACUGCCUUCCCUGCCCUAGUGCGGGAGCCUGAUGACCCGGUGGAGGCGGUGGGGACCCCAGGUUUGCGCCAGGGAGCGCUCCCCCGAAUGAGCCGCCACACCCACCUCGAGGCUGGAGCCUCUGCACCCCGCCGCCCCUCCCCAGGCCUUGGCAAUGACGAUCCCCCAAAGAUCCUGUCUGCAUCCCAGACCCAGGGACUCAGGCCUCCAGCUCCUGGGAUUCGGAAGUCCACCUCCAGCCCCACAGAAUCCCCACGUACUGCUCCCUUUCACCUCCUUGUCUCCUGCCCAGGGAUUCGUUCCGCUGACCCCUCGGUGUCUCUGUCGUGAGCUUAAUAAAUGUGCAUUUGGUUUUUUCCCCU